AGCCUUGAUUCUAGCUAUACUUUCAUCGUUAGCCCAUCUCAUGACUACAGUAUGAACAGAGGCUCUUUGAAUUACAGUUGCCGUUUAUCAAAGUCUGCAGUGGACUUGACUCACAAGACGCGCCCAUUGAUUACUAGUGGGCCAAUUGAGCAAGGAGUAUGGGGGAUUAGGGGCAGCAACUUCAAGACGAGCUUCACCUCAACCUCGCCGACUCUCAGAAGGAAAUUGAAAGCCUCUGACAUAGGGCAGACCUUCUCGUUGCCUUCCUACAGAGGUCACAAUAUUUUACACCAGCCACAGAAACAGGCCACAGCUGCUGGAUCAAAACAACCUCCUGUGGCUAGGUCUUUAUCCCUGUCUGUUAUAGAUGGUUCCUGUACAACAGAACUGGAGGCAAAAAAGUGGGGCAGAGGACAAAGAAGACAGCAAGCACUGGUGGAGUUAGAGGAGGAGUGUGACUUGUCUUCCACAGAAUUUAACCCCAAAGGUGUCCAUCUCAUUGGACAAUUUGGAAAGCAAGGUUCAGGUCGAGCUGAUCUUACCCUGCCAAGUGGUAUUUAUGCUACACCGCAGGGUCAGCUCUUUAUAGUGGACUGUGGAAAUGCACGCAUUCAGGUGACUGAUGCUCGUGGAAAUGUCCUCCAACAAGUGAGCUCUCCAACUGCUGGUGGCUCUGACAGACGGUGUAGGAACUACUUUGACAUUGCGGUCAAUGCUAAGGGUCUGAUUGCAAUAAGCUGUGCAGCAGAAAGAGCUCUUCUUGUGUUCAGCAGGCACGGCCGACUGCUCCAGACCUUUGGAGGGUCUGGGUUCGGCUCUGCAAAAGAUGAACUGGAAGCUCCCAGGGGUGUGACUGUAACCAGGCUGGAUGAAUUCCUGGUAGCUGAUAUCCGAAAAGGUACCCUCAUUGCCCUAAAGCUUGACCCCAAGACAGGCUCCCGUCUUGAACGCACAGUGGUAACUGGAUUCCACCGACCGUACUUAGUGGCAGCUUGCUUGAGCUCAGGCAUGGUGGCUGUAUCCGAGAGGGGCAAUGAAACUGGUCGUGUACCUUGCGUCAAAGUUCUGGAGCCAAGCUGGAACACAGUUAGAGUUUUGGGUGUAUGUGCAGGAAUGGGACCUGUCCUGACCUGUCCCUGGGGUAUCUGUAUAGAUACAGAUGGUAAUGUUUUGGUAGCAGAUUGGGGGGAGCAGCACAGAAUCCUUUUAUACCCAGCACAGGGAGUGGGUUGGCCCAUAAUAAACCAGGGUUUGAGUAGUCCACGUGGCCUAUCCUUGCUACCUGAUGGCCAACUUGCAGUGUCAGAUAGCAUGCAUCAUUGCAUUAAGAUAUACCAGUACAAAGCACCCCAGGACUAGAAAAAGUGUGCUGAUAUUAAGAAAAAGAACCCUAAAGUACAGCACUGUAAGCUGAUAAAUGAUGCAUUCGUGUUUGGCCCAGCUGCACCUAUAAAAAUCAAAUGUCUGCCUGGAUUUGUAGGCCAAAGGCUGCAUCCAUAAUAAAAGCAAAGACUAUGAAGCUAAGCUACAAAGAGAAAGGAAAGAAAAGCUAUCUGGUGUUGCACUAGGCAGUGAGUGUUCCUUGUGUCAUUUUUAGUUUGUUGUUGUUUAGCUGCUUUGAAGUGUUCAGGGUCAAGUAGAAUUGCUGUUUGUUUGCUGUCUGUUGUUUGUAGAUUAGAGUUCAGUCACAGUCUGCACAAUGUCUGUGUUGAUCUGUGUGCUGCUCAGUUUUCUACCAAAGCUGCUAACCCGCAGGCAUGAGCACAGGCUAGUAUUUACUCAUGCAUAAAUUUAAUAAAGCUAUCUAAUC
Oreochromis aureus is the source of this 1810-nucleotide messenger RNA. Its product is annotated as E3 ubiquitin-protein ligase TRIM32. Gene Ontology annotation, biological process: negative regulation of translation; proteasome-mediated ubiquitin-dependent protein catabolic process; protein polyubiquitination. Gene Ontology annotation, molecular function: ubiquitin protein ligase activity; protein binding; translation repressor activity. The record is from RefSeq and is a predicted model, not a curated record. Bases 52 to 1359 code for a protein of 435 amino acids. The transcript has 2 exons. Lineage: Eukaryota; Metazoa; Chordata; Actinopteri; Cichliformes; Cichlidae.